GGGUGAGGGCUCGGGGUGUGGGUGUGUGUGUGUGUGUGUGUGGAGUUUGCUGAGGGUGAGCAGCUUUUAAGUCGCUGCGCUGGGAGACGAGGAGCCUGAAGGGUUUGUCCUGUGCCUUUAAGGAAAGGGCGUAUAUCCUGUGCGGAGAGGAAUAACUGAUUUUUUUGUGUGUGAGUCGGGACAGAGACAGAGAGAGUUUGGGGUCAGUUGAAGGCAUCGGUUUGGAGCCCUCAAAUUCGGAGCCGCUCCACCGCACAAGAGAACGGGAAACAGAUAUGUGUUCGUGACCGACACAGAUAUAUGUUUACGCAAAAAAAGAGAAGGAAACGGGGGGGGAGAGAGAUAGAGGGUCGGGAAAUGUACGUUGUGAAUGGAAGCGAUCGAGACACAAAGAAACUUUCAAACAAGUUCUGAGGACUUUUCGCUGGUACGGGGGAGGGGCGUCAGUACAGCCACAGGGAAAGGGGGAGAAGGAGAGAGCUUGUGGGAGAAGAUGCAGCUGAACCCGGUGAGGAUGCCUUUGUCAGACCUGCCAUCGCCUCCCUGUAGCUGUGAGCCCAGCGCCUCAGCCUCUCCUCGGCAGCUCAGGACCGCCAGCUUCUCUGUGCUCUGCUCAGGUGGGGUGUCUGCCUCCUGCUCGCUGGUGAGGAGCUUGUCGCUGGAAACCCCACGAUGGCCCGAAGGAGGGGCUGAAUCCCAACACCCCAGCUUCCCCCCCAACAUUGACAGCAUUGCCACGGGGGUCAGUGACCCCAAACCAGUCCCCCCCAAAGCCAAACCACAAGUUCCCCCGAAGCCCCCCCACCUGCACAGCGCCCGUCGCUCCCGCCUGCUGGAGCCCAUCCCCCCUCCCCCAUCCAGACCACUGCCCGCGGACCCCAGGCCUGACAGGACCAAGCCCCCCAGAGCCAUGGCCAGAGAUGUGGGCAACUCCCCAUGUGUGUCCUCACUCAUCCAACAGUUUGAGAGGGAGCGGAUCCCGCUGGGAGUAGAGAUGCUGUGUCCGUGCCCGGGGCUGGGUGGGGAGGUUCCCGGGAAGGCCGCUGUGGGUCUGGAGUGUGGGAUCAGCCUGACAGAGCUGCAGGAGUUGAUGGAAAGCUCGGAGAUGGUGGGCGAGUGUCGCUGGCGUGGGGCCAAGGUCAGGAACAGGGACAGUGGGAUUGACAGCCUGAGCUCCCCCUCCACCAGCGACGAGCUGUGCUUUACUGGUGACGAGACCCUCCACACCCAGACUCAGCCCCAGACCCCCACCCAGGGCAGGGGGGCCGGCCUCAGGGACUCCGAGGCUGACAGUGAUCUGGGGGAGGGGAGCGGAGAGGAGUCCGAAUCCACAUCACACGAGAUUGCAGAGCCGGGAGAGCUAACGGCAGCACAGAAAGCUUUCAACGUGGCCAAUGAGCUGCUGCAGACGGAGAGAGCGUAUGUGUCCAGGCUUCACCUCCUUGACCAGGUGUUCUGUGCACGGUUGCUGGCUGAGUCUCGCUGUAACUCCUCGUUGCCUGGGGAGGUGGUGACGGGAAUCUUCUCCAACACCGGCUCCAUUUACUGUUUCCAUCACAACUUCCUGCUGCCCGCCCUCGAGAGACGCAUGGAGGAGUGGCAUGUGACCCCUCGGAUUGGGGACAUUGUACAGAAGUUGGCCCCCUUCCUCAAGAUGUACGGCGAAUACGUCAGCAACUUCGACCGAGCUAUGGAGCUGGUCAGCAACUGGAGCCAACGUUCCCCCCACUUCACAGCCGUGCUGCAGGCAGUCCAGAAGGAGGAUCUCUGUGGGAAUCUGACACUGACCCAUCACAUGUUGGAACCGGUCCAGAGAAUCCCUCGUUACCAACUGCUGCUCACAGACUAUCUGCGGAAACUGCCCCCCGACUCCCCAGACAGGGGGGACGCUGAGAAGUCUCUGGAGUUAAUAUCAACAGCAGCCGAUCAUUCCAACGCAGCCAUCCGUAAAAUGGAACGGAUGCACAAACUGUUAAAAGUUUACGAGCUUCUUGGGGGAGAGGAGGACAUUGUGAACCCGACCAAGGAACUGAUCAAAGAGGGUCACAUCCUCAAGUUGUCAGCCAAGAACAGGAGCAGCCAAGAGCGUUACCUCAUCCUGUUCAACGACCGAUUACUUUACUGUGUCCCGAAACUGCGCCUGAUUGGCCAGAAGUUUGGGGUGCGGGCGAGGAUUGACGUGGAAGGAAUGGAGCUGAAGGAGACAAGUAGCCUGAGUGCUUCCCACACGUUCCUGGUUUCGGGAAAGCAGCGUUCCCUGGAGCUGUUGGCCAGAACUGAAGAGGAAAAGAGAGAUUGGAUUCAGGCUAUACAGGACACUAUUGUGAAGCACGAGGAGAUGGCACAUCUCUUAAACGGUUCAUUACGAGACUCGGAGACACCACCAGACUCCCCGGCCAGUGACUUGGGAAGGAGGGCACCCACCCCGAUUAGGGAGAAGGACGUCACUAUGUGUAUGAAAUGUCAGGAGCCUUUCAACUCCAUCACUAAACGCCGGCACCACUGCAAGGCGUGUGGCCAUGUCGUUUGUGGGAAAUGCUCAGAAUUCCGGGCGCAGCUCAAGUACGACAAUAACCGGUGGAGCCGCGUUUGCUGUGACUGUCACACAGCGCUGCAGGGAACCGCAGCCAGUCCUCCCCAACCAGAACCUCCCUCCCACAGGAGGAGGUCCAUCCUGCAGAAACAAGCCUCGCUGGUGGCUGAGAAUAGUGUUGUCUGCGGCUACGUCAGUUACAUGGAGAAGAGCAGCAAAUCCUGGCACCGAGGCUGGUUAGUGAUUCCCGACAGCGAACCUCUCGUCCUCUAUAUCUACGGGGCUCGUCAGGAUGUGAAGGCCGCCCGCAGUGUCCCUCUGAUCGGGUUCCAGGUCAGCAGACCCGAUCCUGGGGAGCGGGUGGAGAGGAGGUUCCCCUUCAGCAUCUCUCAGAGCCACCUGACCCUGCGUUUCAGUGUAGAGACCGAAGAUCUGCGGACACAGUGGGUGACCGCACUGACCAGAGCCGGACGUGGUGGGGAGGGUGAGGGGCUGUGCAGCCCAGACCAGCGCACGUCAGAGCCACACCCCGAGCGGCCUGAGCCAGGCCAGACGUCAUCCAACCCAGGCCAGCCUCCGUCCAACCCAGACCAGUCUCCGUCCAGCCCAGACCAGCCUCCGUCCAACCCAGACCAGCCUCCGUCCAGCCCAGACCAGCCUCCGUCCAGCCCAGACCAGCCUCUGUCCAGCUCAGAGCCCACCAGGUCCCCUCAGCCACCAGGUGAAGAAACUCCCAAGACCAGAGCUCGAGACUCAUCAUCACCCGACUGAGCAACACACAAUCUAGUGUGUGGGUCAGAGCAGAGCACACGUGUGUGUGUGUGUGUGUGAGACAGGGCAGAGUACACGUGUGUGGGU
This is a messenger RNA of Callorhinchus milii (elephant shark), 3391 nucleotides long. RefSeq names its product FYVE, RhoGEF and PH domain containing 1 (gene fgd1). The transcript is spliced from 19 exons. The record is from RefSeq and is a predicted model, not a curated record. Lineage: Eukaryota; Metazoa; Chordata; Chondrichthyes; Chimaeriformes; Callorhinchidae. Gene Ontology annotation, molecular function: metal ion binding; guanyl-nucleotide exchange factor activity. Gene Ontology annotation, cellular component: cytoplasm. Bases 371 to 3304 code for a protein of 977 amino acids. Gene Ontology annotation, biological process: filopodium assembly; cytoskeleton organization.